This is a messenger RNA of Oenanthe melanoleuca, 5460 nucleotides long. It is a transcript of the gene KDR, whose product is annotated as kinase insert domain receptor. Gene Ontology annotation, cellular component: signaling receptor complex; membrane. The record is from RefSeq and is a predicted model, not a curated record. Lineage: Eukaryota; Metazoa; Chordata; Aves; Passeriformes; Muscicapidae. Bases 208 to 4203 code for a protein of 1331 amino acids. Gene Ontology annotation, biological process: positive regulation of kinase activity; cell migration; positive regulation of angiogenesis. Gene Ontology annotation, molecular function: vascular endothelial growth factor receptor activity; ATP binding; growth factor binding. The transcript has 30 exons.
UCGCCGGGGUCCCGCAUCCCCGCCGGGCAGUGCGGGCUGUGCGGAGCGACUGGACUCGGCUCGGCUCGGCUCGGCUCGGCUGGGCUCGGCUCGGCUCGGCUCGGCUCGGCUCGGCUCGGCUCGGCCCGGCUCGGCUCGGCUGGACCCGGCGCGGUGCCUUCGGGCAGAGGGCUCGCCCCGCAGCCCCGCAGCCCCGGCGGCCGCGGGAUGGAGCUCGGCGCGGCGCGGCUGCUGGCGGUGCUGCUGUGCCUGGCUCCCGGUUUAUUUAUUUCUCUGGAUCAGCCAACCCUUAGCAUCCAAAAAGAUGUCCUCACAAUAAUGGCAAACAACACACUAAACAUUACUUGCAGCGGUCAGAGACCACUGGAGUGGUCGUGGCCCAGCAAGCAGAGCAAUGCUGGGAGGCGUUUCUCCGUGACAGACUGCAGUGAUGGCCCCUACUGCAAGACACUCACUCUCACCAAAGUCAUUGGCAAUGACACAGGGGACUACAAGUGCCUUUACAGGGACAGCCAGGCAGCUACAACCAUUUAUGUUUACGUUCAAGAUUACAGAUCACCAUUUGUGACUUCAGUUGGUGAUCAGCUUGGCAUUGUAUACAUCACCAAGAACAAAACUGUGGUAGUGCCGUGCCUUGGAACUGUAUCAAAUCUCAAUGUAUCUCUACAUGCGAAAUAUCCAGAGAAGAUAUUUGUUCCUGAUGGUAAAUCCAUUUCGUGGAAUAAUAAAAAAGGCUUCACUAUACCCAGUCAUUUAAUCAACUAUGCAGGCAUGGUCUUCUGUGAAACUAAAAUAGAUGAUGAAAGCUACCAGUCUGUGAUAUACAUAGUUGCAGUUGUAGGGUACCGAAUUUAUGACCUAACAAUGAACCCACAUGAUGAAGUAGAGCUGGCAGUGGGAGAAAAACUUGUUCUCAAUUGCACUGUGAGGACAGAGCUGAAUGUGGGAAUCGAUUUCAAAUGGGACUAUCCUUCCAUCAAGGAAAAACGUGCCACUAUUAGGGAUGUAAAAACCACUGCAGGAGAAAUAAAGAAGUUUGUGAGCACCCUGACCAUUGACAGUGUGUCCUUAAGUGACAAAGGUCGAUAUACUUGUGCAGCAUCCAGUGGUCGUAUGAACAUGAAAAACAGCAGUUACUUUGUUAUCCAUGAAAGUCCUUUUAUUCACCUGGAGAAAAUGGAGAAUGUCGUUGAGACAAAGCUGGGUGACACAGUCAAAAUUCCUGUUAAGUUUAAAGGCUAUCCUCCACCAGAGGCUAAAUGGUAUAAAAAUGGAAAAGCCAUCAACGCAAAUCAUACAGUUAAACUUGGCUACACAUUAGUGAUCACUGAAGCAACUGAGAAGGAUGCAGGGAAUUACACAGUUGUCCUUACAAACCCCAUUAACAAGAUGCAGAAAAGACACACAUUUACCCUGCUGGUAAAUGUGCCCCCGCAGAUCGGCGAGAACGCGCUGCUGGCCGCCGUGGACUCGUACGCGUUCGGCUCGGCGCAGGCCCUGACCUGCACCGUGUACGCCGUGCCGCCGCCCAGCACCGUGCAGUGGCAGUGGCAGCUCGAGGAGGAGUGCACCUUCAGCCCCCAGAAGGUUCGCUCAGGAGCCAAUCCGUAUGCAUGCAAGAAAUGGAAAGCGAUCUCGGAGAGAAAGGGUGGGAAUCAGGUUGAAAUUAAGCACCGGGUCGUUACUAUUGCUGGGAAAACAAAGACUGUGAGCACCCUCGUGAUUCAAGCAGCAAAUGUGUCUGCUUUGUACAAAUGUAUGGCUGCCAACAAGGCUGGGUCAAGUGAGAGAGUGAUCUCCUUCCAUGUGACCAAGGGUCUUGAAAUUAGUCUCCAGCCUCAGAGCCAGCUGACAGAGAAGGAUAACAUGUCCUUGCUCUGCACAGCAGACAAAUUCACCUUUGAGAAGCUGUCCUGGUACAAGCUCAGCGCUCAGGUUUCGCAGACUCCCUUCGGAGGGCUGCCCAUGCCUGUGUGCAAGAACCUCAAUGCUCUGCAGAAGCUCAACGAGACAGUUCCAAACACCAACGCUGAAAACGUCACCCUGGAGCUCAUCCUUCGCAACAUCUCCCUCCAGGAUGGAGGGGACUAUGUUUGCAUUGCUCAGGACAAAAAGGCUAAAACACAGCACUGCCUGGUGAAGCACCUCACUGUGCAAGAGCCCAUGGCACCCACACUUGUUGGAAAUCUGGAAAAUCAAACAACAAAUAUCGGUGAAACUAUAGAAGUGUCAUGUGCAGUGAAUGGCAUUCCUCCUCCAAGCAUCAUGUGGUUUAAAAACAAUGAGACACUUGUGGAAGAUUCAGGUAUUGUUUUGAAAGACAGGAACAAAACUCUGACCAUCCGUCGAGUGAGGAAAGAAGAUGGAGGGCUGUACACCUGCCUCGCAUGCAAUGUCCUUGGGUGCAGCAAAGCAAUGGCUUUUUUUUCAGUGGAAGGCGCUGAAGAGAAAACAAAUCUGGAGCUCAUUAUCCUCGUUGGCACUGCAGUGAUUGCCAUGUUCUUCUGGUUGCUUCUUGUAAUCAUCCUCCGGACCGUUAAGCGGGCCAAUGGAGGGGACAUGAAGACUGGCUACUUGUCAAUCAUCAUGGAUCCUGAUGAAGUCCCUAUAGAUGAGCACUGUGAGCGGCUCCCAUAUGAUGCCAGCAAGUGGGAGUUUCCCAGGGACCGGCUAAAGCUAGGUAAACCUCUUGGACGUGGAGCUUUUGGCCAGGUCAUAGAAGCAGAUGCGUUUGGGAUUGACAAAACUGCUACCUGCAAAACAGUGGCAGUGAAAAUGCUUAAAGAAGGGGCAACCCACAGUGAGCACAGAGCACUUAUGUCAGAGCUGAAGAUACUCAUUCAUAUUGGCCAUCAUCUCAACGUUGUCAACUUACUUGGAGCCUGCACAAAGCCAGGAGGCCCACUCAUGGUGAUUGUGGAAUAUUGCAAAUUUGGAAAUCUGUCAGCUUACCUACGGAGCAAGAGGAGUGAAUUUGUCCCGUACAAGAGCAAAUGUGCCAGAUUUCGGCAGGGGAAGGAGAACUACGUUGGAGAUGUCUCUUCUGACCUGAAGCGGCGGCUGGACAGCAUCACCAGCAGCCAGAGCUCAGCAAGCUCUGGCUUUGUGGAGGAGCGGUCCCUGAGUGAUGUGGAAGAGGAGGAUGCUGGUCCUGAAGACCUUUGCAAGAACCCUUUGACCAUGGAGGACCUCAUCUGUUACAGCUUCCAGGUGGCCAGGGGAAUGGAGUUCUUGGCUUCACGCAAAUGCAUCCACAGGGACCUGGCUGCUCGUAAUAUCCUCUUGUCAGACAAUAACGUGGUCAAAAUCUGUGAUUUUGGCUUGGCUCGAGACAUCUACAAAGACCCAGAUUACGUCAGGAAAGGAGAUGCCAGACUACCCCUGAAGUGGAUGGCACCAGAAACCAUUUUUGAUAGAGUAUAUACCAUUCAGAGUGAUGUAUGGUCCUUUGGAGUGCUGCUGUGGGAAAUAUUUUCAUUAGGUGCAUCACCGUACCCUGGAGUGAAAAUUGAUGAGGAAUUUUGCAGAAGACUGAAGGAAGGAACAAGAAUGAGAGCACCAGACUAUACAACACCAGAAAUGUACCAAACAAUGUUGGAUUGCUGGCAUGGAGAUCCUAAGCAGAGACCAACCUUUUCAGAGCUGGUGGAGCACCUGGGGAACUUACUGCAAGCCAAUGUCCGUCAGGAUGGUAAAGACUACGUUGUCCUUCCUUUGUCAGUAUCAUUGAACAUGGAAGAGGAUUCAGGUCUCUCUCUCCCAACUUCACCUGCUUCCUGUAGGGAGGAAGAGGAAGUCUGUGAUCCUAAAUUCCAUUAUGACAACACAGCAGGAAUUAGUCAGUACCGACAAGGUAGCAAGAGAAAAAGCCGCCCUGCAAGUGUGAAAACAUUUGAAGAUGUCCCAUUGGUAACCACUGUAAAAGUUGUUCAGGAGGAAAACCAGACAGAUAGUGGGAUGGUUCUUGCAUCUGAAGAGCUGAAGGCUUUGGAAGAGAGUGAAAAACAAGUGAAAAUACCCUUCAGCACGCUGGUGCCCAGCAAGAGCAACGAAUCCGUCAUGUCGGAGGCCUCCAACCAGACGAGCGGGUACCAGUCGGGAUACCACUCAGACGACACGGACGCGGCGGUGUGCUGCAGCGAGGAGACGGAGCUGCUGCGCCGCGCCCGCGGGCUGCCCCGCGAGAGCCCCGCGCCGCGCUAGGGCUCCCGGAGCUGCACCGCCCGCCUCUGCCGGCCGGGGCCUCGGAGCGCUGAGGGGCACUGAGAAAACACAUCGGCUUUUCCUGAGGCAGCACUGCGCCGUGCCAGGCUGGGCUUCUUUGCUGCAGAGGGGGCAGAGUGCUGGCCCUGUGUGGGUUGUGCCAGCCCGUGGCAGAGGCUGAGCCUGGGGAUGCCGAGCAUCUGUCUGAUGUAGGCAGCAUCACGGCGUUCCACUGAACUGUUUCUACUUGUACGAAAUAAUGGCAGAUCCCUGCUUUUGUGGGGUUUGGUUUUUGUGUUUUUUUUGUUUGUUUUUCCCCUUAUGGCUGGGCUCCAGGAAGGAAACAGCAUGACACUGGCUUCUUGUUUCUCAGAGUUUUUCCUUGCUUGUACCUUCACAAACAAAAAGAGGAACCUCCAGCUCAAGGCUCUGGCACUCUGAUGGCCUGAGACUAAACAUAGGCUGGGCUAAAUAUAGGUGUGGGUGAUGGUCUCUGUCCUUGGCAGAGGAAAAAGGCUGCUGUAAAAGUUCUCAUGAGUUGCAUUUUCUCAGUGAAGUUGGUUAGCAGGGAGAAGGCAGAGCAUUGAGCCGAGUGGUGGGACUCUAAUAGCAGGGCCAUGCCUGGCCUCUGAGGAUGGCUCUGCUCCCCUUCCAUCCCCAGCACCCUCACUCAUGCCAGAUGCCUACCUGCCUCUGAGCUGCCUGAAACUGCUGCAGAAAAUACUCCCCUCUCCCCAGAUCCCCACUUGGGCAGCCCCUGCAACAGGUAGAAAAGGCAAUGCCAUUUCUCUAGGACCACAGGAGGCACUGUGGUUCAGGUGGGGCAUCCUGAGGAUACCUUGCCUUCUCAUCUCAUUCCCCCUCCCUCAGAUUAGGUCUGACCCUUUCACUUUGAGAACUCAAAGUCUGUUUGCAGUGGCAGAGAUCUCAGUUUGUGUAGCCUUGGGAAUCCGUGACUGGUUUCAUGGCAGCUCCGAUCUUCUCCGAGUGAUGAAAUUGUGCCUAACUGUUGGACAACUUCUUACCUGUGCUCUUGUAGCCCCAGAACUCUAUUGAUAGACACAAUGAGGACUACAAGAUUUUAAAAUGUAAAGCUAUUUCUACUGAGUUCUUUUUGUAUUUUUAUAAGUAUUUUUUUUUUGUACUUACUAUAAUGUCAAAUGCUGGGAACCAUGAAUAUAAGGCAUAUACAGUAUUUAUAGCCUCUUUAUGUAGAAAUAAAUGUAAUAUAUUAAAAUAUAAAUAUAUAUUAUAUGA